CUCAGAUUUAGGUUUUUUUAACCGUCAUUCGAUCCCACACAUAAAACACAUCAUUCUCUUUUUAUUUUCACCACUUUAAAUAAUCUUAUCAUGUCGACUUCAGACGAUUUUCGCCCACUAGCUCAGCCAUCCGUCAAUACAACCAUUCCUAUGAAAAAAGGUCAACUUGGCUCUCAACCAAAGUUCGCUAUGGAGUACGAUAUCAGUACCAUCAAGCAUGGAUGGUAUGGUACCAUGAUGAACUGUCUUGGUGAUAUUUUUGGUGCACUGGGAUCGAUCCCUUGCUGCGUAUGCUGUCCAAAUCCAUACAAACCUGUAGGUCAAGGAAGUGUCGGUCUGUUGACAAGAUUUGGCAAAUUUUAUAAAUGUGUUGAUCCGGGUCUUGUCAAGAUCAACCCAUUCACAGAAUCAGUGAUACACGUGGAUGUGAAGAUGCAAAUUGCAGAUAUUCCUCAACAAAUUAUCAUGACCAAAGACAACGUGAAUGUCCAGAUCGAUAGCGUACUCUAUUGGCAUAUUGUAGAUCCUUAUCAAGCUCAGUUUGGUGUACAAGAUGUCAAGAAAGCUUUGAUUGAAAGAACACAAACCACAUUGAGACAUAUUCUAGGUGGCAAAGUGCUGCAAGACUGUAUUGAGAACCGCGAAACCAUUGCUCAUGAAAUUCAUGCUGUAACGGCCCGAGUUGCUGCUCAGUGGGGUGUAAAGAUUGAAUCGAUUCUUAUCAAGGAUAUCCAAUUCACCCGCGAUCUUCAAGAAUCGUUAUCCGCCGCCGCUCAAGCGAAACGUAUCGGAGAAAGCAAGAUCAUUUCUGCCAAAGCCGAAGUUGACUCGGCCAAACUGAUGCGAGAAGCCGCCGAUAUCCUGAAUACACCUUCAGCUAUGCAGAUCCGAUACUUGGACACAAUGACCAACUUGGCCAAGGCUCCACAGACCAAGGUGAUCUUUUUACCAUCAGAAUCCUCCGGCAACAAGUCAGGUCAAGCUACUUUUGGCAACCUUCAAGCAGCCAAUUAUGAUUGGAUAUCGCAACAAUAAUCUGUAUUGCCAUGUCGCAUUUCUCCAUCACUUACCAUCGUACUUUUACGCUAUUUUUCACGAUUUAUGUAAUUACUUGAUCCCAGUUACUUAUCGACGCGAUCGCCUAUUAUAGUUUUACC
Molecule: messenger RNA, 1157 nt
Organism: Radiomyces spectabilis
Lineage: Eukaryota; Fungi; Mucoromycota; Mucoromycetes; Mucorales; Radiomycetaceae
Exons: 6
Coding region: 91-1035 (314 amino acids)
Cellular component (GO): plasma membrane
Source: RefSeq, a predicted model, not a curated record